Populus trichocarpa (black cottonwood) is the source of this 931-nucleotide messenger RNA. RefSeq names its product protein SOMBRERO. NCBI's taxonomy places the organism in Eukaryota, Viridiplantae, Streptophyta, Magnoliopsida, Malpighiales, Salicaceae. The transcript has a single exon. Gene Ontology annotation, molecular function: DNA binding. Gene Ontology annotation, biological process: regulation of DNA-templated transcription. The coding region runs from base 175 to 825 and encodes 216 amino acids. The record is from RefSeq and is a predicted model, not a curated record.
UCCGUUUACAACUAGUAAUACAAAACAAUUCAUCAGUAAUUUGUUGCACCGACCUGACCCUCUUUCUCUUAUAAAUUACUAGUAGCAGUAUAGCAGCAUGGAUUAUUCUUCUUCUGCUCUCAGAUUGGCUUACUCCCGCGCGCUGCUAUCUUCUGUUUCUUUCCGGAAUCGAUCAUGUCUCUUGCUAAUAUUGCUGUAGGGUUCCGAUUUAACCCUACAGAGGCUGAACUUGCUUGCCAUUAUCUUUACAACAAAGUCAUGGGUCUUCCUCUAUCUUGCCCUUACAUUGUUCAAGAUUAUGAUCUAUAUGGUCAUGAGGAGCCUUGGCAGAUAUGGGAAAAUUUUGGAGAAUACAAUAAUACUACUAGUGAUGAUGAGGAUGAUGAUGAAGUUGAGGCUGGUCCGUCUCCUCAGGAUGAUCUUUUCUUUUUCACAAAUUUGAGAAAGAUAAACCCUGGCAUGAAAUCCUCCAAAUUUGAUCGUGGUGUUGGGUCCAAUGGGGGCCGUUGGCAUGGUGACGAUGUUCAUUCAUUCCAUUCCAAAGGAAUUACUUGGAAUCGAAGGAGAUAUUGUUACAAGAAUCCCAAUAUAGGCACUCCUGAUGCUUCCUGGAUUAUGUUGGAGUAUUCCCUCGAUGAUUCUCUUAUGCAGAAUGUUCCUCAUUAUACUGUGCUCUGUCGAAUUCGGAAAAAGAGUAACAAGAAUUGCAGUAGAAAGAGGAAAUCAAGCCAAUCUAGCUCUCAGCCUGAGCCUAAACGCCAGUCGAAGAAAUUGAACUCGAAAUUGAGGACACCUCCGAUUAAAGAAAAGAAACUGUUCAUGUGACAGCACACCCACCUCACGUUCACGUUCCUGUGCCUUCGUGUGAAUAUCUCUGAUCAAGGCUAUAAAUUGAUAUGGUUCUCAAUUCUUGAAAAAAAUGUUAUGCAUU